Molecule: messenger RNA, 1251 nt
Organism: Rotaria sordida
Lineage: Eukaryota; Metazoa; Rotifera; Eurotatoria; Philodinida; Philodinidae
Source: the annotation of a GenBank genome assembly
AUGGCAACAAUAUCCAAUCACGGUACAACAAAACAAAAACCACGUCUUGAUUAUAAUGAACUUCGUAACUUUGAUGAAAAGAUUAUUGAUCGUGCUUGCAAUACACAAGAAACACCAGAUAUUAUUAUUAGUAAUUGUUUCAGAGGCAUGUCUGAUGAAGGAAUUACUCGUUUACCAACUCGAGAAAAUAUAAAACGUCGAAUUAGAAAAUUACGUUAUAAUAAUGAUUUUAUUUCACCACCAAACGAUGCAAAUUUUAUAUCAAUUCCAACUAUAUUAUGUAAAACUCUACGUCAAGCUCAAUUCUUACGUUGUGAUACUGGUCCAGGUGAUGAUAGAAUAAUAAUAUUCUCAAGUGAUGAACAAAUUAAUAUUCUUCAAUCCACGCAUCAUUUUUUAGCUGAUGGCACAUUUAAAGUAGUACCUGGAAUAUUUUAUCGAUUAUAUAUUACACACGCAAUAUAUCGUGAUCAUGUUAUUCCAGUCAUAUAUGCAUUAUUACGUCGUAAGGACACUGGUGCAUAUCGUCGAUUAAUUAAUGAAAUUCUUAAAAUUGCACCACAAUGGACUCCUCAUUCUAUCAUGAUUGGCUUUGAAAAGGCAUGCAUUAAUGUUUAUGAAGAAAUUUUUCCAAAUAUUGCAGUAUCUGGUUGUUAUUUUCAUUUACAACAGAAUCUUUAUCGUAAAUUACAAGAUUUAGGAUGGCAAAAUAGAUAUCAAACAGAUUCUAUUUUUGCACACAAUAUUCAUAAAUUUGGUGCAUUAGUAUUUUUAGAAAUAAAUAAUGUCAUUAAAGGUUUUGAAAGUUUAUCGAUGGAUCUUGAAGAAGAUUAUCAAGAAAUGAUUGAUUAUUUCGAAGAAACAUAUAUUGGACGGCUGCAGCCAAAUCACACAAGAAGAAAAGCUACAUUCGAUAUUCAUUUGUGGAACAUGCAUAGUAGAACUUCAACAUCAUCUAUGAGAACAAAUAACUCGGCUGAAGCUUAUCAUCGUCGAAUUGGCUCAGUUUUUCAAUGUGCUCAUCCAACACUCUGGGUAUUCUUACAAAAAUUAAUUGAUGAAGAAAAUGUUACUCAUGCUGAUAUAUUACAAAUAAAUGCUGGUCAACCACCAAAAAUGAAGAAAAAAAACCAACGCUUUGAAAAACGCUUAUUACACCUUAUUUCAACACCUCAUUCAGAUAUUCUAAUUCAAAUUGAUUCAAUUGCACAUAAUAUUUCAUUUAGAGGCCUGCAGGUUAAGGUAUUUUGA